CAUCGAAUCAUCAAUUUACGCUUUCCAAAACUGUAAGAUUUGCGAUCAACACAAGAAAAGGAAAAUGGAUCGGACCAACCUCUGAAAAUGGAUCCUAUGGAUGAUACAAGGUCACUGCCCACUACAUUAUUUGAUCAACUGCAUAUGAGCACAUACACACAAGGUUGUUGAAUCUAUCUAUAAAAACGCCAGUCCUGUCUACUCUGGCCAAAUUCCAAAGUCAAGUUUGUUCAUUGCUUUGAUUGUUACUGUUCAUUAAUGGCUCCUCGUAACAUUGUUUCUCAGAGAAGUAUUCCCACCGACUCUACGAAUAACAAGGCUAGUAUAACUUCAAGGUUUUCUUUGUCUACAGAUAGAGAUGUCUCCAUAGAUGGCAUAACUCUUCUGUCUGAAGUGCCUGGCAAUGUUACUCUGUCUCCUUUCACUUCAACUUCUCAUUUUCCUGAUACAGAUUCCAUUCCUCUUCAUAUUCUAAAAUCUGUUUCUUCUAAAUCUGAAAAUGGCGCCUUUCUUGGUUUUUCGGUGAAGGAACCCCAUGAUAGGAUCUUGAAUCCUAUAGGAAAGUUCAUAAACAGGAAGUUUUUGAGCAUUUUUCGGUUCAAAACUUGGUGGUCUACUAUGUGGAUUGGCUCAAGUGGAUCUGAUCUACAAAUGGUGACUCAGUUGAUCCUUCUACAAGUUCCUGAACUCAACUCUUAUGUACUUAUCAUUCCUUUAAUAGAAGGCAACUUUCGUUCAGCUAUCCAUCCUGGUGCUAAUGGAGAUGUGAUUCUUUGUGUUGAGAGUGGUUCAACAAAAGUGAAGGGUAAAACUUUCUCUUGCUCUGCAUAUUUGCAUGUUGGUGACAAUCCUUAUGAUAUUAUGAGGGAAGCUUUUGCGGCUGUUCGUGUUCACUUGGGGACUUUUAGGCUUUUGGAAGAGAAAACACCACCAAAAAUUGUUGACAAGUUUGGUUGGUGUUCUUGGGAUGCAUUUUAUAUAACAGUAGAGCCUGUUGGUCUGUGGCAUGGUGUGAAAAGUUUUGCUGAAAAUGGGUUCCCUCCAAGGUUUCUGAUCAUUGAUGAUGGUUGGCAAAGCAUAAACAUGGAUCAUGAACCCCCAUUAGAUUUAACAUCUUUAGGGUCUCAAAUGCUUUGCAGGCUCUACAGGUUCAAGGAGAAUGAGAAGUUUGCCAAGUACCAAGCUGGCACAAUGCUAAGGCCUAAUGCACCAAAAUUUGAUCAACACAAACAUGACAUGAAGUUCAAAGAAAUGGUUGCACUAGCUGAGAAGAAGCAGAUAAAGCAAGAGGGAGGAGACAUUUCAAGUCUCCCUUCCCGAACGAUUAUUGAGUAUUUGAAAGAAGAUGAGGGGGUAGAAAGAGGUGGAUUGAAGGCAUUAGUGAGUGAUUUGAAAGACAAAUUUCCAGGAUUGGAUGAUGUUUAUGUGUGGCAUGCUUUGUGUGGUGCUUGGGGAGGAGUUAGGCCUGGAACAACUCAGUUGGAUGCUAAAGUGACUACUGCAAAGCUGGGUGGUGGGCUUGGAAAGACCAUGCAUGAUUUGGGUGUUGAUAUGAUAGCUGAAGGUGGAAUUGGGCUUGUAAAUCCAAACCAAGCCGCUGAUUUAUUUGAGUCAAUGCACUCAUAUCUUGCUGAUGUUGGUGUUACUGGCGUUAAAGUGGCUGCUAUCCAUACUUUGGAGUAUGUUUCCGAGGAUCAUGGUGGUCGAGUCCAGCUUGCUAAGGCAUAUUAUGAUGGUCUGAGCAAGUCUCUUAAGAAGAAUUUUGGUGGAAGUGGGCUGAUUGCAAGCAUGGAGCAAUGCAAUGACUUCUUUUUCUUGGCCACACAGCAGAUUUCAAUGGGAAGAGUUGGUGAUAACUUCUGGCCUGAGGACCCAAAUGGGGAUCCACUGGGAGUGUACUGGUUACAAGGAGUUCACAUGAUCCAUUGCAGCUACAACAGCUUGUGGCAGGGCCAAUUUAUCCAGCCUGAUUGGGACAUGUUUCAAUCAGACCAUCCCUGUGCUGAGUUUCAUGCUGGUUCAAGAGCCAUUUGUGGUGGACCAGUAUAUAUUAUUGACAAAGUUGGACACCAUAAUUUUGAUCUUCUGAGGAAGCUGGUUCUACCAGAUGGAACCAUACUCAGGUGCCAACAUUAUGCUCUUCCUACCAGAGAUUGCCUAUUCGAAAACCCCCUCUUCGAUGGCAAGACUUUGCUCAAAGUUUGGAACCUAAACAAGUUUACUGGAGUGGUUGGUGUAUUCAACUGUCAAGGAGCCGGAUGGUACCCAAAAGAGCACAAGUUGAAGACAUAUCCACAAUCCCACAAGUCAAAGUCUGGGAUGGUUUCUCCAGAUGACGUAGAAUGGGAGCAGAAAGAUUCAACAGCUGCAUACCGAAACACCGAACAAUUUGCUGUCUACAUUCACAAAUCUGAUAAUAUGCGUCUGGUGAAGUCCAAAGAUCAUAUCAACAUCACACUGCAACCAUAUUCCUGUGAGAUAUUCACCAUCUCACCGGUUCACAAGCUCAAUGAGAAGUGCAAAUUUGCACCUAUUGGCCUUGAGAACAUGUUCAACAGUGGAGGGGCAAUCGAGUUGCUUGAAUAUGGAUGCAAAGAAGGGCUUCACGAUGUGAAGCUAAAGGUCAAGGGAACAGGGAAGUUUUUGGCUUACACAAGUGAAAAGCCUGUAGAAAUUGCAAUGAAUGGAGAUAAACUGCAGUUUGAAUGGUCAAGUAAUGGAAUUCUGAGGUUUGAAGUGCCAUGGAUUGGUGGCGAAUUAUCUAAUGUACAUAUUUCAAUAAACUAAACCUCAAAGAACUUCAAUUAUAUUAGUUCCUGUAAUUUUGAUCAAAAUUAAUGAAAUGU
Pistacia vera is the source of this 2846-nucleotide messenger RNA. Its product is annotated as stachyose synthase-like. The transcript is spliced from 4 exons. The record is from RefSeq and is a predicted model, not a curated record. NCBI's taxonomy places the organism in Eukaryota, Viridiplantae, Streptophyta, Magnoliopsida, Sapindales, Anacardiaceae. Bases 259 to 2787 code for a protein of 842 amino acids.